Molecule: messenger RNA, 477 nt
Organism: Theileria annulata
Lineage: Eukaryota; Apicomplexa; Aconoidasida; Piroplasmida; Theileriidae
Product: 50 ribosomal protein L17, putative
Exons: 3
Coding region: 1-477 (158 amino acids)
Biological process (GO): translation
Cellular component (GO): ribosome; large ribosomal subunit
Molecular function (GO): structural constituent of ribosome
Source: RefSeq, a predicted model, not a curated record
AUGGGUUAUAAUAGUACUUGUAAAUUUAUAAAUUUGGGUUUAAGGACAAGAAUUUUUCGUAAAUUUAGAGGACAACCAAAUAAAUCUUAUGAUUGGAUUAGAAAUAAUGUGGAUAAACUUAUAAGAAAUGGUAGAAUUGAAUUAACAUUACCAAGAGCUAAAGAAUUACAACAAUAUAUUGAAGAAAUUAUUUUCCAUGCUAAACAAGAUAAGAUGGAAUCGGAUAUAUUAGUUGAGAGUAUAAUAAGAACAUCAGAAUGCAGAAGUUUAUUAUAUGAGAAAUAUGUUCCACUUUAUAAAGAUCGAAAUUAUUUUUUUACUCGUAUUAUUAAUCAAUUUAAAUUCAGAUUACGUGAUUCUGCACCAUUAGCUUAUUUAGAACUUAUUAAUAGGUCCGUUACGGUGCUUGCUCCAACAGCUCCCAAUACCACCAUACCCCGAAGGGGCUCCCUAAUUAUACCAAUACUAGUUAUUUAG